Messenger RNA from Quercus robur (English oak), 1545 nucleotides. RefSeq names its product probable trehalose-phosphate phosphatase 2. The record is from RefSeq and is a predicted model, not a curated record. The transcript has 12 exons. Gene Ontology annotation, biological process: trehalose biosynthetic process. NCBI's taxonomy places the organism in Eukaryota, Viridiplantae, Streptophyta, Magnoliopsida, Fagales, Fagaceae. Bases 292 to 1347 code for a protein of 351 amino acids. Gene Ontology annotation, molecular function: trehalose-phosphatase activity.
CUCGGUCACCAUUUAUAUCUCCACAACCUUUACAUUCACCACUCAAAACUUUUUCCUGCACACACAAAGCUCUCUCUUUUGUUCCCAAAAGCUUCCCUAACUCAUUUAUUUUCCUUCUCAAGCACUGGGCAAAGCAAUCAAGAAUAUUUCAUAUCAAGUUGCAUCUAAUUUGGUGGUGGUCACUAUUUUUUUGAACUAAGAGACAAGCAUAUAUACCAGGAUUGGAGGUAAUUAUUAGUUUACAACAUUGACCAAAUCAGCCAGCGGUUUUUUUUUUUUGGAUUACAGGCAAUGGGAUUGCAAAGAUCACCUUCCUAUAAACCAAAGGUCCAACCUAAACCUAUUCCAGAAACAAAAAAUGAAGAGAACAAAGUCAAUGGCUAUUCUACCACAAAUGAAGCUAUAUUCUUGAAUUCAAGUUAUAAUUCCUGGGUGGUGGAACACCCUUCUGCACUACGCUCAUUUGACCGAAUGAUGAAAGCCACAAAAGGGAAGAGGAUUGUCGUGUUUUUAGAUUACGAUGGGACCCUCUCUCCUAUUGUAAAUGAUCCUGAUCUCGCUAUCAUGUCUGAUGAGAUGCGUAAAGCAGUAUGUAAAGUUGCAAAAAAAUUUCCAACAGCCAUUAUUAGUGGAAGGUGCAGAGACAAGGUAAAAGAUUUUGUUAAGUUGAGUAAUGUUUAUUAUGCUGGGAGCCAUGGGAUGGAUAUAAUGGCUCCACCAAGAGUAGUUAAGUCCGGUGAUGGCAAGAACCAUAACAUAGCCCCUGACAAAAAGGGGGGUGAAGUUCUCUUCCAACCUGCUAAGAAAUUCAUGCCUGCAAUUCAAAAGAUAUACAGAAUUUUGGAGGAAAAAACGAAGACAAUACAAGGUGCCAGGGUAGAGGAUAAUAGGUUCUGCAUAUCUGUACAUUAUCGGCAAGUGAGAGAAGAGGAUUAUGGCAUGUUGGAAGAGACGGUCAAGUCUGUAGUUGAGACAUACCAAGAAUUUCACGUAACUGAGGGUAAAAAGGUUUUGGAGGUACGACCAUCUAUUGAAUGGAACAAAGGUCAUGCAUUGGAAUAUUUACUUGACACUUUAGGCUUUAGCGACUCCAGUACUAAUGUCCUCCCAUUUUACAUUGGGGAUGAUCGAUCUGAUGAAGAUGCUUUCAAGGUCAUUCGAAGUAGAGGACAUGGCUAUCCAAUUAUUGUAUCUUCCAUUCCGAAGGAUACAGGAGCUUUAUACUCUCUGUGUGAUCCCUCGGAAGUAUUAACUUUCUUGAAAAAGCUAGCAGGACGGAGGGAAAAAUCUUCUUCUUACAGGACACCUGCUCGAUUCAGGGUUAAGGCAAUUGAAAAUUUGAAAUAGCAUUUUGGUUUUGUUGAUAGAAAUUCGAAAAAAAAAAAGGUUCAUAUAUAGAUAGAUGGAGGACUCCGGAAAAUACAAGUUUCACUGUUUUAUUUAGUGCUUUGUGAAACAACCAGGUAUUGGAGCUUCCACCUUAUAAAUGACCAUCUUAUGAAAGAAAUGUACUUGCCCUUUGACAAGUGCAAAAAUAUUGUAAAA